Messenger RNA from Racocetra fulgida, 186 nucleotides. The record is from the annotation of a GenBank genome assembly. NCBI's taxonomy places the organism in Eukaryota, Fungi, Glomeromycota, Glomeromycetes, Diversisporales, Gigasporaceae.
AGUAUUGAAUUUAUUAAAGCUAAACUAAUUAACAAAACGGCAUUGAAGAUUUGGCAUCCAAUACCUAUAAUAUAUGAAAAGGCAGAUUUUCAAAAAACUGAAAGCUCUUUAACAAAAUCGCAACUUUCAUCCAUUAUUAACUCUUUAAUUCCUUCUUUAGAUGAUUCUGAUCAUUCACAUUUCUGA